CUUUCUGUAUAAAUAACACGACUCGUUAUUAUUUAAUUAGGUGAAGAAGAAUAAUCCGAUGUUGAAUGCUUCACUGGUAGACAUCUGCAUGGGAAGUUUAGCUACUCCGACUUAUUUUCCUCCACAUUGUUUUGAAACAAAAAACUCAAACGGAGAAUCCACGGAAUUCACCCUCGUUGGCCCUAUUAUUGCUAACAAUCCGACGAUUGCCGCAUUGGCGGACGUACCGAUUGAGGCUCGUGCAAGGCUUGUUGUUUUAUCGCUCGGAACAUGUACGCCUAAAUACAACUCCAAAAAGGCAAAGGCAUGGGAAUUUUACAAGGCUACCAUGUCGAAUGCACUUCGUAAGGGUGUAGCAACACUGACUGGCUAUGACUGGCUUUUGUACCAUCAAGACUCUUGGCCUGAAAUUGGCCUCGUACACAAUAAUUACCUUAGAAUUCAGGUAUAUCAUUAUUUCUUUCAAAUUUUUUUCAACAUAAAAAUUAAAAUAAAUUAUUCUAAUGUCAAUUGGUACAAUUUCUAACAGGACGAUUCGUUACGUGGAGCGUGUCAGUCUUCUGUGGAUAUUGCGACGAAGAAGAAUUUAGAAGAUGUUGUGAAGAUCGGAGAAAGAUUGUUGGAGAAACAAGUAUGUAGCAUUGACCUCUACAGGAGAUAUUAUGUGCCAUGUGAUGGUGAGGGAACAAACAAGGAGGCACUGAUUAGGUA
Messenger RNA from Erythranthe guttata (spotted monkey flower), 711 nucleotides. Lineage: Eukaryota; Viridiplantae; Streptophyta; Magnoliopsida; Lamiales; Phrymaceae. The record is from RefSeq and is a predicted model, not a curated record.